AUUAUUGUCCUGGCUCGGAAGUUGGAGUAGAGCAACAAAAACAGCGAAUCAUGCACUAUUUUAUUUCACUCAUGUGUAGAUCAAGAUCAGUAGCAGUGUAAUAAGACAUUGUAUUGUCUGUAGCGUGUGUGAUAUCCCCCAGUUCUGUUUUACGUAAACUAACGUUUGAUAGUUUUACAUGCUCAGAAACCACGCUUCAUCAAUUUCAUAACAUGGCUUCAUCAAUCGGUGUAAAUCGCAAGAGAAGCCGUGAUGACUUGGAAGAUGGAGAUGAUUGCCUUCCUAUCUCAAAACGUAUUAAUUCUCUUCGCAUUGAGGGCCAGACACCUGGUAUCAGUGCUCAGAACUCAGAGCAUCUCUUGAGUCCUUUAGCUGGCUUUUGUGAUCUCACAGCUGGGUGUGGCACACCGCAUGACUUCAUGGCCUCACCUGGGAACGUUGGGGCUCCGCUCAUUCCUCCCACAGUCCAGUGUGGUCCGGCAGCUAGACAGUUAGAUCUAAACAGUCCGAUGGCUUAUUCAGAGCGACUGCCCACCAUAGAUGAGCAAGAUAUUUCAACACAAAGUGGAAGCUCUCAAAGACAUCAUACAUCCAACGUUCUUCCUCAGUUCAUGCGCUCAUUCAGUGAGCCAUAUUCUCCUUUCUUGAAUUCCAACAUGACUGAUAUGUCGAUGUCUUCAGAGCAGAACUCUGGUUUUGACCGAGCACACCAUUUCCCUCCGACCUCCGCUCCCUUAAGCCAUCAGUUGCCGAUGGAGUCGUUUCAGGACAGCCAGUCUUUGUGUCAGCCUAUGUCUGGGUUUCCACCCCCAUCACCAAACCAUCCAGGAGAGCAUUUCAUGCAAGAUCAGUCACAAGAACAGUUUCACUUCCAACAGAUUCCCUCAGGGCCGUAUGAACCAGAGCUCGGAGUAUCGGAAAAUCCACACUACUACUCAGUAAACCAAAUGCUCUAUGAGGCUCAUGUGUCCCGAGUGAGGAGAAACCACAGAUACCCGGAGUCUUCAUAAUAAAGACAGAAUAGCUCUGUGAUGUUAGAUUUUUGCAAGCCUUUGAGUGAGCAUCUGGGAAAUAGUAAAGUAUAACUCUCCUUGUCUGUCUACAUGCAUAAUGAUGAUGACAUCCAGCUGUUUUCUGUCUUUGUGAGACAUAGCCGCUACCCAGGGUGACCUUGGAUGUGGGGCACAUGGUCAAAGUGGUUCAAAUUGGGGAGUUAUACAUUACUCUGACCAGCAAUUAUUGAUUUAAAAGUGGUCUUACUUAAUGUAUGUCAUGCUAACAAUGCUGUUUUGCGUGGUCUGCAUGAGGUUUGGUUAAUCUGUUCAGCAUGUUGCAUGCUCAGGUGUCAUUUGGUCUAAACAAAAGAAAAAGAAUGGGCCUGUGUUCAAGUCACUAAGAAUAAUGCUGGCAUAUAUCAAGCAAUUACAAUUUGUUUUCAGAAAAGCUAAAAGGAACAUUUAGGCUCAGAAAUGAUUCAUGAUUUGGAAAUUUCAUAACCUUUUGCAUUUCAACCAGAGAUGGUAAAUGUGAAGAAAAAAACAUUGGUCUGAAUCCAAGUUUUAGACUGACUAUUACAUGGUAUGUUAGUGGAAGAAGCAGACCUUCAAAUUUUUUUUUGGUGCAAUUCAAAUAGAAGGGCUGAAAAGCCUGAUAGAAUUAUUCUGUUGGUGCAGCAUGUCUCUAGGUUAUGGAAACUCUUUUACUAAGGUGCUAGUCCUUCGGCUUUACUGGUGCCAGAAGGAGUGGAAAGUAGUUUCUUGCUGUCUGCUGUGUGAGGGAAGCUUUUCGUAAAGGGAAAACACAUGUCAGUGUGUGAGGUGUGCACUUGAGUAGUGUGAUCCCACUAGUGAAAUUUAUAAAUAAUAAAUAAUCUGUGAUGGGGCUGUACAUUUUGAGAUAUGUGUAUGUGGUGAGAGGUAGUGCAAUGUAAGUGCCAAAGAAGUUGUAAGGAAAUUGUUAUCAUAUUUUGGAAGAACUGAAAGUGAGACAUGGUAUAAAGAGUGCUAUGACAAUAUUUGAAAAUAUUAGUGUAGAUAGUUGGGCUUCUGUAAAAUGUCUGUUUUCAUGAAAAUGCCUUCUUUUUAGUUUUGUGCCGUACCAUGGACGCCACAGAUGUUGGCAAAGUUUGCUGUUCUUGGUAGCUUAUAAGAUGUUACAUGUAUGUCCCCCUAAUCAUCUGGGUCUAAUUUUUCUGUAUGAAGAUUUAGCCACAAGCAUAAUAUAAUAUGGAUUCGUAUGCAUGAGUGAAAAAUGCACAAAUUGGUAUCAAAUUUGCUAGUAACAGUUUACUGCCAGGCUUGCAGGCAAUGGACAAACACAGGUCUAGUCUAGAUGAAAUGUAAAUACCAAAAUGACUUUUAAAAGGCAGCAAAUUUCAAAUUAUGGAGAAGAUUGGGAAUUAAUA
Aplysia californica (California sea hare) is the source of this 2404-nucleotide messenger RNA. RefSeq lists its product as uncharacterized. The transcript has 4 exons. NCBI's taxonomy places the organism in Eukaryota, Metazoa, Mollusca, Gastropoda, Aplysiida, Aplysiidae. The record is from RefSeq and is a predicted model, not a curated record. The coding region runs from base 213 to 1010 and encodes 265 amino acids.